AUGGCGACCAAGACGCUGGAGGCUCGAUUCGAGCACCUGUCCGUCAAGGAUGAAAGGGAAAAUGGCUCGAACCGCGCUUACGGCAAACAAAAGGGUUCUAUCUCGACGGCCGCCUCGAUGUCGGGACUUGGUGCCAGCCAAAGCAAUUCAAACCGCGCCCACUUGCUUAAGCUAGCCCUUCAAAACACCAAUGACAACAAGGUUAAUGCGAUGAAUGUCCCUGCCCCUGCUUCCCCCGGCAAGGGAGCUCAGGGUGCAGUGGUCACCCGCAACACCGACGAAAAUGGGGAACAGCGCAACUCUACUUCGAUGUAUGAGCAGCCUGCCGAGCCCAAGCAGCUACACCUUGGAAUGUUCGAGAUCGGCAAGCCCUUGGGCAAAGGCAAGUUCGGUCGCGUUUACCUUGCUAAGGAGCGGUCUUCUGGCUUUGUCUGUGCUCUCAAGGUGUUGCACAAAUCAGAACUGCAGCAAGGUGGCGUCCAGAAACAGGUUCGUCGUGAGAUAGAGAUCCAGAGUAACCUUCGACACCCGAACGUUCUCAGACUCUACGGCCACUUCCACGACAGCAAGCGCAUCUUCUUGAUCCUGGAGUUCGCGGGUCGCGGUGAGCUCUACAAGCAUCUCCGGAAGGAGCACCGAUUUCCCGAGUGGAAGGCUGCCCAGUAUAUCGCUCAAAUGGCCGCAGCUCUCAAGUAUCUGCACAAGAAACAUGUCAUGCAUCGCGACAUCAAGCCUGAGAACAUCCUUGUCGGUAUCCAUGGUGAGAUCAAGAUCAGUGACUUUGGCUGGAGUGUACACGCUCCCAACAACCGCCGGCAAACGAUGUGCGGGACACUCGACUACCUGCCCCCGGAGAUGUUGGUUCGUGGCGCCAAUGAGAAUUACUACAGUGAGAAGGUUGAUUUGUGGAGUCUGGGUGUCCUGGCUUAUGAGUUCCUGGUUGGCGAGGCACCUUUCGAGGACACUCCUGUGAUGACACAGCGACGUAUUACUCGGGCAGAUAUGUCAGUGCCGUCCUUCGUCAGCGCAGAGGCUAAGGACCUCAUCAAGCGGCUGCUUGUUCUCGAUCCCGAGAAGCGUAUCCCUCUGGACGAUAUCCAGCGUCACCCUUGGAUCCUCAAGCAUUGCGUCAAGGAUGCGAAGCGGAGCUCGGGCUCUUCCAAGGAUGGCAAGACCUAA
Molecule: messenger RNA, 1179 nt
Organism: Penicillium argentinense
Lineage: Eukaryota; Fungi; Ascomycota; Eurotiomycetes; Eurotiales; Aspergillaceae
Product: aurora family serine/threonine-protein kinase
Exons: 3
Coding region: 1-1179 (392 amino acids)
Biological process (GO): regulation of cytokinesis; mitotic spindle organization; protein phosphorylation
Cellular component (GO): spindle midzone; spindle pole centrosome; chromosome passenger complex
Molecular function (GO): protein kinase activity; ATP binding
Source: RefSeq, a predicted model, not a curated record